Molecule: messenger RNA, 1011 nt
Organism: Camellia sinensis
Lineage: Eukaryota; Viridiplantae; Streptophyta; Magnoliopsida; Ericales; Theaceae
Source: RefSeq, a predicted model, not a curated record
AUGAAUGAAGAGAAAUCCAAGAGGACACACAAUGAAACCGAGAGCAACACACCAAAAAGGCUGAAAUCGGUUAAUAGCAGAGCUUUCGGUCGAACAAAGGAGGACUUGAGAGACUACCUCCAAAAGAAGUGGCUCAAUGCCGAGGUCACAUCCCCUAUCAAGCCAAGGACAUCGUUCUCAGUAAAGUUAGAUACGUUCGAGGCCUCAAAGAGGUUCCAUAUGCCGAGGUUCCAAAUUUAUGACGGUAAGUCUGAUCCGAACUUUCAUGUCAACUUAUAUUUAAAUUCAAUUGCUUUGUAUAGUGGGAAUGGCCAGUUGUUGUGCAAGGUGGUCCUCUCAUCUUUUGGGAAGAUCGCAUCGGAUUGGUUCCACAACUUGCUGAAAGGAACUGUGAAGAGUUGGGAAGGCCUAACCGAGAUAUUCAAGACUAGGUUUGUUACAAACAAGUUGCAACCAUUGAGAGUAGACUCCCUGCUGGCUCUUAAUAUUAGCGAUGGUGAAAGUCUCAGGGCUUAUGUCAAGAGAUACUAUGAGGUGUUCAAUCGAAUUCCGGCAUGCAACCAGGAGCUGGCAAUCGUGUCUUUCAAGAACGGCCUGGAUGAUGAAUGUCCACUUCGGAAAUCACUUGCAAAAACUCUACCAAGAAGUAAAGAGGAGCUCAUGGCACGAAUUGAGAAGUAUGCCAAAGUAGAAGAGGACACGCAAGUAAUAAAAACACCAAAGCAAGAGAAGAAAAACAGCUCACCGAAGCGAGGCCGAGGUAAUUCUGGUGUGAACAGGCAGAAGACAGGGUUGAGAUGUGCACAAGCAGUCACCACUGUAUUCAGGAUCCCGAUUUACAAAGUUUUGGAAAGGAUCAGGAACCAGCCAUAUUACAGAGCGCCGGAGAAGAACCCGAUCGAGUUCAUGAGAAUGAGCAUUGGGAAGCACUGUGCUUAUCAUAAUGAAGAUGGGCACAUAACUCAAGGGUCCAGGGCUCUGAAAUCACACUUGGAGGAUUUGGUUAGAUAG